Messenger RNA from Penicillium brasilianum, 1521 nucleotides. The record is from the annotation of a GenBank genome assembly. Lineage: Eukaryota; Fungi; Ascomycota; Eurotiomycetes; Eurotiales; Aspergillaceae.
AUGAAAGGUCUUGCUAAACUUUCCAUAUCGGCUUUGGUCCUCGCAAAGAGCGAUAUCGCAAUUGCUCAAGUUGGGUCUGCGGUGACUACUCCUCUGGGCUCAUUUGAGUCCACCAAAGGAGCUGCAUGUGCUUGUUCGAAGCUCUCUCAGAUUUAUUCGGAAAUUAUCAACCCUAGCGGUGCAAACUAUACGGCCCAAGCUGCAGAUGCCUAUUGGGACAUUCGAGCCAAUCUUUCGCCCGCUUGCAUAUUAUUGCCAAGUUCUGCGGAUGAGAUUUCCAAUGCUCUGGAAAUCUUCCAAGCCUGUGAUGCGCAGUUUGCAGUUCGUGGUGGCGGUCAUAUGAAUUAUCCAGGAUCAAACAACAUCGACGGUGGCGUUUUGAUGGCCCUUGAGAAGUUUGACAAAGUCAAAGUGAACGCCGAAUCUGUUGAAGUCGGUCCGGGCCUGACUUGGUACGAUGUCUACGAAGCCCUCGAGCCUUACGGUCGUGCUGCCAUUGGCGGACGUUUGAAAACAAUUGGUGUCCCUGGUCUGAGUCUCAUUGGAGGAUUUCACUACUUCAAUAACAAGUACGGCUACACAAUGGACAAUGUCCUCAGUUACGAUGUCAUCCUUGGAAAUGGAACACAGGUCGUGGCCAACAAAUCGUCACACCCUGACCUAUUCUGGGCUCUGAAGGGAGGAGCUAACAACUACGGAAUCGUCACCAAAUUUACCUUGAAGACCUACGCGAUUCCCAAAGUCAGCACAACGAUUCAGGUCAUCAACGAGAGCGGUAUUCCAGACUUCCUGACCGCUGUCUGCAACAUUGUAAAGCUUGAUGAGAGUGAUCCUAUCGCAGCCGGUAUGGUUGCAACUGUGCAGUACAAUGCCACGACAAAAGUUGUCUCGGCUUCGUUGCUCGGGGUCCAGGAAGGUAUUAGCAAGCCUCCAUCGCAAUUCGCGAACUUCUCCGCAAUCCCUGCCACUACUCGCAUUAAUAAUGUUACGACAAUGAGACAGUGGGCGUCCAGUCUAGACACCCCAAAGCAAAUGUUCCGUGUGAUGUUCUCUCACAAGACCAUGAAACCAGAUCAAGACGUUCUCAUCUCCAUUUACAGGGCAUGGAAAGAUGCCGUUGAUGAAAUUGCAGACAUCGAGGGCCUUUACCCAACCUUCGUAACGAACGUGGCCCCCGCAAGUGCAGCACGGGUUGCCCUUACCAACGGCGUUGGCAAUGUCUGGGGACUGGAAGCAGAGCCUUAUAUUCUAUGGCAAUUUAGCACGGGAUGGGCCCUGGCGCAAGAUGAUCUUCGAAUCGAGGGUUGGUCACGCCAAUUGAUUGAACGGCUCAACGCGAUCAACGUUGAGAAAGCACUAGCUUCCGACUUUAUCUAUAUGGGCGAUGCAGGUGAAUGGCAAGAUCCCUUUGCAGGCUUCCCUGCUGAGAAUGUUGCGCGGAUGAGGAAGAUUAAGUCCUUGUAUGAUCCUCUUGGCGUUUUCUCUAGGCUCAAUUGGGGAGGGUUCAAGCUGGGCGUAUAG